CGAGCUCUUACAGUUUCACUGCACAGAUCAAUUACUCAGCAGAAGUUAAAGGCUCUUUUACAGUGACAUUCAGUUAGUGAGACUCGUUUCCAUCCAUACCGGGAGACCUUUUUGAAUUUGCCAUACAGAUUUUAUUCACAUGGAUGGUAAUAAUUGGAUAAUUGUGGUGUCAAUCGCCAUCUUGAUGGUCUUUGAUACUGGGGGGCAUAGCAAGAAAUGUCAUUCAUCAAAAAGGGAUACUUUCAGAAAGGAUUCGGAUGCUAGCUUUCAGCCAAAGCUAGAUUAUGAAGAUUUGAUGAACUGCAUUCACAAAGAAAAAAACAUAACAAUUGUAGAUGGAGAAAUCUCUGGGGUGAUUUUCAACUGUUCAGAGUGUACAGGAGAAGGAAAUGAAAAGCUCAUUUGUCCUAUUUUUGUCUUUGACACACACAAUGACAGUGGCACAGCGUUUUUUAAGCAUGGGCACCAAAAUUUUACUUACGAGGUUUUGGGGUUUUGGUUGAAAAAAGGGCUAUCUACCACCUACUUAAAGGUUAAAAGCCCACCAAUGGACCGGUCAUUCAAUGUCAUGUUCUGUGGCCAAGAAGGUGGUUCAAAUUGUUCUUCUCCUCCACCGCCGUUCAAAAAGGAUGACGUUUGCAAGAACGCAGACUAUGAUAAAAAUUGUGCAGAUAUUCCCUUUGAAUUAAGGAUACACACAACCAACUCAGGACUAAGCUGUAGUAAAUGUGGAAACCCUAUUAAGGAUCUACCAAAGUUAGACACUACUAAGAUACCCGGGUUUCCUGACAUACCAGCCCAAAACAAUAGUGGCAACGGUGAAAGUGUGGAUCCUGGUGAUGCCUCGAAGGUCAUGAAGCAGUUGUCCUCUGUGGCAAAGUCUAUGGGGAAUCUCACCAAGGCCAGUCUAUCCAUCGGGCCGAUUAAGGGGGUCAUGGUGAAACCAAAGGAUGAAGCCGACUUGUACAAGUUAUCCUUUGUCAGCACUGACAGUGCUUUAAAUCUGAUUCAGGAUGAGGCCAAACUAAAAGAAUAUCCUCUGUCUGUGAGUGUUUCCGAAGAAGCCUACAGGAAAUCCUAUAACCACUCAGAAAAGGACGCAUUUGUUGGUGUUUUUCGUUUCCCAAAUAUGACCGGGGAAAAUUACACUGCUUUUUCCAGUUAUGUGUACGCCAUUGACAUGGGAACCAAUAUAUCCAAUCUCUCAGAACCCAUUCAAAUCAAAUACAACAUGAACCCACCGGAGGGAUUCAAUCUGUCUUGCCAAAGUUGGGAUGGAGAAGGGGCUCAACCCAACUGGACAGACACAGGGUGUCUCACCAACAUAAGCAACAACGACGUGACAUGUGAAUGCAGUCAUCUGACCUUCUUUGCUGUCCUCAUGACGCCCCUUGAGCAGAACAUCUCAGCUUCUGAUUUGACGUCCCUGACUUACAUCACCUACAUCGGCUGUGGGAUUUCACUGUUCUUCCUGGGAAUCACGCUGUUUAUGUUCUGCUGCAUAAGGGCAAAGGCUAGCAAUGCCACCCAUAUCCUCAUCCACCUCCUCCUGGCACUCUUUCUGCUUGACCUCACCUUUCUGUCCAACGAGUCGAUUGCCGGCAUGGGCAGUGAUGUGGCAUGCAAGGUCAUGGGCGGAGUCAUGCAUUAUUCCAUGCUGUGUUCAUUCACCUGGUUUGCAGUGGAGGCUUUCCACCUCUGCCUGCAGCUGACUAGGUUUGCCACAGUGACCAUUGCCAACUACAAGCUGAAGCUCUGCUGCGUCGGAUGGCUUCCAGGUGCUGUGGUGGUUUUGAUCUUAUUCAGCUUGGGAACAUAUGGUGAACUAAAGAUUUACACUGACAGUGAAACUGUCGUCAAGAUGUGCUGGAUCACUGACUUCCAAACUCAGUAUGUAGUGAACAUAGGCUACUACACUGCCAUCUUCCUCUUCACAUUCACCAUCUUCGUGGUGAUGCUCCGCUGGCUUUGCUACCUGAGAGGGUCAAAGUUCAAGCAGGGAGGCAGCACCAGAUCGCAGGACGUCAUCGCUGUCAUGGGCCUCUGUUGCGUGCUAGGCCUCACCUGGAGCUUCGCAUUCUUCAGUCAUGGACCCCUGCGGGUGCCGUCCUACUACAUUUUCUCAGUACUCAACUCUCUCCAAGGCUUCUUCCUCUUCCUGUACUACUACAACACCAGCAGCAUCAUCAGAGAAGGCGAAACCAACAGCUCAUCUUCCUCUUCGACUAAAACAUCCAUCUCAGAUGCAUCCAUCUCAGAGUCAAAAAAUCCGUACAUGUGAAAUGAAUGUGAAAUGGUUCAUUCUAUAGGGAAAAUGUCAGCAAUAUCAUUUCCCAAACAAAUACCUUUGGAGACAAACCUUGGAAUGUUGCCAGCCACACUGAUAAUGAAUUUAAAUAUGCAUUUAAAGCAACAACAUGCUAGCCUGGCCCCGUCCACCUAGAUCUUCUUUCAGGGAGAUCUAGUCUGGAACACCAUAGUUCAUAACCGUCUUCCAUAACCGAGAGAGGAAAACAUCAAACAAUGCAGUCGGAAAACUGCAGAAAUUUAUUUACAGCAAAGGCAGACCCGCAUACAUUGU
Messenger RNA from Alosa sapidissima (American shad), 2581 nucleotides. It is a transcript of the gene adgrg11, whose product is annotated as adhesion G protein-coupled receptor G11. The record is from RefSeq and is a predicted model, not a curated record. Gene Ontology annotation, cellular component: membrane. The transcript has 17 exons. Bases 140 to 2281 code for a protein of 713 amino acids. NCBI's taxonomy places the organism in Eukaryota, Metazoa, Chordata, Actinopteri, Clupeiformes, Clupeidae. Gene Ontology annotation, biological process: adenylate cyclase-activating G protein-coupled receptor signaling pathway; cell surface receptor signaling pathway. Gene Ontology annotation, molecular function: G protein-coupled receptor activity.